UUUGAAACACUCACAUCCUCAAACCAAAUGCGCCUUUGAGAGGUCGGGCCUAUUUAGGGCUUUCUUAAGUUAGAAUUAAAACCGUUGGGACACAGCAAAAAGAUGGAUCUUUAGCUACACACAAUCGUGAAUAUUGGAUGGUAAUCUGUGUGUUUGAUUAAGAAGGUUUUGUGUCGUCGCAGUGAGAGCGCGUCUCUUCGUUUUCGUGGCCGUUGCGGAGGGAGAUUGUUAUGUUAUGACAUUCUCUUUGUCUCUCGCUGCACAAACCAGAGACUAUAUUUCUCGCUGAAGAGCCUCUUUCAGCGAUCGGUGCAAAUCUAGCUAUUCGUUACGACCUUAUUCUAAAUACUGCUUUUCGUCGAACCAAUCAAGGGGUUGGAACAUGUCAUUACACGGUAAACGAAAAGAGAUCUACAAAUACGAGGCGCCAUGGACCGUCUAUGCCAUGAACUGGAGCGUCAGACCCGACAAGCGCUUUAGGCUGGCGCUCGGCAGCUUCGUCGAGGAAUAUAACAACAAGGUCCAGCUGGUGGGUCUUGAGGAGGAGAGCUCAGAGUUUGUAUGCAGGAACACUUUCGAUCAUCCGUACCCCACCACCAAGAUAAUGUGGAUCCCUGACACCAAGGGUGUCUAUCCAGACCUGCUGGCCACCAGCGGAGACUAUCUGCGCAUAUGGAGGGUGAAUGAUACAGAGACUCGUCUGGAGUGUCUCCUGAAUAAUAACAAGAACUCUGAUUUCUGCGCACCUCUGACCUCUUUUGACUGGAAUGAAGUGGACCCCAAUCUUCUGGGCACCUCUAGUAUUGAUACCACCUGCACGAUCUGGGGUUUAGAGACAGGACAGGUUCUGGGAAGGGUCAACCUGGUGUCAGGCCAUGUCAAAACACAGCUAAUUGCUCACGACAAGGAGGUGUAUGACAUCGCAUUCAGCCGUGCGGGUGGCGGUCGGGAUAUGUUUGCGUCUGUGGGAGCCGACGGAUCUGUGCGCAUGUUUGAUCUGCGGCACCUGGAGCACAGCACCAUCAUCUAUGAGGACCCUCAACACCACCCGCUGCUCCGCCUGUGCUGGAACAAACAGGACCCCAACUACUUGGCUACUAUGGCCAUGGAUGGCAUGGAGGUGGUGAUUCUGGACGUGCGUGUGCCAUGCACGCCAGUGGCUCGGCUCAAUAAUCAUCGUGCCUGUGUGAACGGUAUCGCAUGGGCGCCACACUCCUCCUGCCACAUAUGUACAGCAGUAGCGGACGAUCACCAGGCUUUGAUUUGGGACAUCCAGCAGAUGCCGCGGGCCAUCGAGGACCCCAUCCUGGCCUACACGGCUGAAGGAGAGAUCAACAACGUACAGUGGGCCUCCACUCAGCCCGACUGGAUCGCCAUUUGCUACAACAACUGUCUGGAGAUCCUGAGGGUGUAGAGCCGAGGCUUAAAGCGCCCCUGUGCUUCCUGUGGGGGGAAAAGCAGAGACUUGUUUUCUAAAGUUCCUGAGGUUUCAAGCGGGAAGCGAUAUGAACAGGCCUAUGGGAACAACGGUCUGAACAAUGUGUGUACAACUUUUGUCUGGAAGAAUGAGAUGUGUGAAUGAGUAUCUGUGUUUCUGCACAUUAUAUUGGACUGUUUUCCUACCUGCUGUCCCAGAGUCCUCAUUGUGGGAUCUUAAACACAUCUGUAAUUACUAUGAUUCUUGGCCAUUUGCGUUAGGUGAGAUACAUGUUUAUUGAGUUUGACCGUUAAAAACUAGGAUUGUAAAGAUUUGCCAACAUGGACAUCCAAAACAACCCUUUUAUGAAGAUGGAUUGAUACAGUUUUAAAGAGCCUCUGAACUUCAGAUCCUGCUUUUCAUUUCAGGAAGGUGCCUUUUUUUUUUGUUAAGCUUUGGAAACUUUGUAGUAUGUGGAUAAAAUGCUUGACGUCACUGCAAAACAUUGAUAAUAGUUCUUCAGACACGCUCAUAACUCGCAUAGCGGUUAGUUGCAUUGUUGACGUCAGUGUUUGAGUGGAGGAUAUCUUGAGCAAAAUGUUAUUUCAUUUAAAGAUGCAUUACUGCUCACUAAUUGUGAGAAAGCUCCUGUUAUUUUUUUUCCCCGUGUUAGUUUUCAAAAUAAGUCAGUCCCCUUUCAGCAUGCUUGUGCUUGAAGUGAAAAAUGUACUGUAUACAUAUAUAAAUAUUAUGUACAAGGUAGGACAAACGUGUCACUUUUCAAGAAUCAUUUUGCAUUGCGAGGCAUUUGGUCUGAUCUUGUUAUUCAUUGUUCUGUUGUUAUGCAAAUAUGAUGUAGUAGUGACGCCACUCUUCGGUCAAGACCGAAGUCAAAAGUGAGUUUGCAAGGCUGUGUGGGAUCGUCAUCCUCACCUCACACUCUUAGAUGGAGUGCUUAUAUGUAAGUAGUUCUUUGUGUGUCCAGCCAUUAUGCUUUUCUAUUAAUAAACUCACUUAAACUCUUGUUCUUUCA
Molecule: messenger RNA, 2450 nt
Organism: Pimephales promelas (fathead minnow)
Lineage: Eukaryota; Metazoa; Chordata; Actinopteri; Cypriniformes; Leuciscidae
Source: RefSeq, a predicted model, not a curated record